Molecule: messenger RNA, 324 nt
Organism: Fonsecaea erecta
Lineage: Eukaryota; Fungi; Ascomycota; Eurotiomycetes; Chaetothyriales; Herpotrichiellaceae
Exons: 2
Coding region: 1-324 (107 amino acids)
Source: RefSeq, a predicted model, not a curated record
AUGAAGAGGGUAGUUAAGAAUGGCAAUGACAAUAACGUCCUCCAGAAGCGGAAGAAGGACCCCAAACACCACAGUCUCCAGAAGAUCGCAGAGAGAAUCUAUUUGGGUAAUCCUCUAGGAGUCUCUGAGGCAGAGUCCAAGCCUGCAGAGCGCUCCAACGAGGAAGACACAACAUGGAUCCCCACAGUUGAUGAGACCACGCCCCUCUUUGCAGAGCCUGAGUCUUCGGCCGGCCAGAUGAAAGACACAAGCGACGAAGAGGACGACAACUCUCCUGCGGUCGACGAAACCACCGCCCUCUCAUUGCUGUGCCGCCGGGUGUGA